This is a messenger RNA of Cololabis saira (Pacific saury), 2311 nucleotides long. RefSeq names its product moesin-like. Gene Ontology annotation, biological process: regulation of cell shape; regulation of organelle assembly; positive regulation of early endosome to late endosome transport. Gene Ontology annotation, cellular component: microvillus; cytoskeleton; adherens junction. Lineage: Eukaryota; Metazoa; Chordata; Actinopteri; Beloniformes; Belonidae. Bases 112 to 1851 code for a protein of 579 amino acids. The record is from RefSeq and is a predicted model, not a curated record. The transcript has 14 exons. Gene Ontology annotation, molecular function: cell adhesion molecule binding; actin binding.
UUACAAGCACUUUCAUAUGACUGCGGAGGAAACGCUGGGCUACUACAAGCACCUCACCUGAAGACGGGUUUUGGCUGCUGAUUAAAAAAAAAAUAAUAAAAAAAAAUCCAAAUGUCAACUCUAAAUGUCCGUGUUACGACCAUGGAUGCGGAGCUGGAGUUUGCCAUUCUGCCCAGCACAACUGGCAAACAGCUGUUUGAUCAGAUAGUGAAAACAAUUGGGCUGAGGGAGACCUGGUUCUUUGGCCUUCACUAUCAGGACAGCAAAGGCUUCUCCACUUGGCUCAAGCUCAACAAGAGGGUGACGGCUCAAGAUGUGAAGAGGAACAACCCUCUGCUGAUCAAGUUCAGGGCCAAGUUUUACCCCGAGGACGUCGCCGAUGAACUGAUCCAGGAGGCAACACAGCGGCUCUUCUUUCUGCAGGUGAAAGAGAGUAUCUUAAACGAUGACAUAUACUGUCCACCUGAGACCGCGGUGCUCUUGGCUUCCUACGCCGUCCAGGUCAAACAAGGCGACUACAGGAAAGAUUAUCACGUACAAGGAUACCUCGGUAAAGACAAGCUGCUGCCACAGAGGGUUUUGGAGCAGCACAAGCUGAAUAAGAAUCAGUGGGAAGAAAGGAUCCAGGUGUGGCACGAAGAGCACAAAGGAAUGCUGAGAGAGGACGCAAUGGUGGAGUAUCUGAAGAUAGCCCAGGACCUGGAGAUGUACGGCGUCAACUAUUUCAACAUCAAGAACAAGAAGGGGUCGGAGCUGUGGCUGGGCGUGGACGCGCUGGGUCUCAACAUCUACGACAAGAAAGACAAGAUGACCCCAAAGAUUGGCUUCCCCUGGAGUGAGAUCAGGAACAUCUCCUUCAACGACAAGAAAUUUCUCAUCAAGCCAAUUGACAGGAAAGCUCCGGACUUUGUCUUUUAUGUUCCUCGUCUUCGUAUCAACAAACGCAUCCUGGCUUUGUGCAUGGGGAAUCAUGACCUGUACAUGCGCAGACGCAAACCCGACACUAUUGAGGUGCAGCAGAUGAAGGCCCAGGCCAGGGAGGAGAAGAACAAGAGGCAGAUGGAGAGGGCUCUGCUGGAGAGCGAGAAAAAAAAGCGAGUAAAUGCUGAAAAGGAAACAGAGAAGAUUGCUCGGGAGACCAUGGAGCUGAUGGAGAGACUGAGACAGAUUGAGGAGCAGACAAAGAGAGCCCAAGAUGAGCUGGAGGAGCAGACUCGUCGAGCGCUUGAGCUGGAAAAGGAGAGAACAAUUGCUCAGGAGGAGGCUGAGCGUCUGGACAAGGAUCGCAGGGCUGCGGUCGAGGCCAAAGCAGCGUUACUACAACAAUCUGAAACCCAGAGCAAAAGCCAAGAAAACUUGGCCACUGAGCUGGCAGAGCUUACCUCUAAGAUCUCCCAGCUGGAAGAUGCCAAGAAGAAAAAGGACGAGGAGGCGAAACGAUGGCAGAAAAGGGCAAUGAAGGUAGAGGCUGAUCCGGGGCGAGUCAAAGACGGGCUGAAGACUAAACUGAAAGAUGUCCACAUCCAGAAUUCAGCCCAUCCUCAUAUGCACGAUCACGAUGAGACGGAUGAGAGCAGUGCAGAGGCCAGCGCUGAGCUGACUUCUCCGGGCAUGGACCGAGAUCGCAGUGAGGAGGAGAGAGUGACAGAGGCACAGAAGAACCAGAGGCUCCAGAAAAACCUGAAGUUCCUGAGCACGGAGCUGGCCAGGGCCGUAGACGAGAGCAAGAAGACCCCCAAUGACCUGAUCCAUGCCGAGAACGUGAAGGCGGGCCGCGACAAGUACAAGACCCUACGCAAGAUCCGCCAGGGCAACACCAAGCAGCGCAUUGACGAGUUUGAGUCCAUGUGAGGCGGCGAGGAGUGAAAACAAUAGAAGAUGAACUGAAGUUUUAGAAGAGUAUAGGUGGAGAUUAUCAGUUAUGUAAUUAACUUGAAGCAACCAAAUGUGACAACAAAUUAUAAUACACUAAGCUUUGUUGUCUAAUGAUUUUAAUAUCAUUUUAUCUGGGAAGAGUUCACGGUAAAUAUUAGAAUUGUCCUUAGAAAUAGACUAUUUUGAGUGUGCAAGAAUAAAAACAAACAUACACAGUCUAGUCUGGAGUUCUGGACUUAUAUCGUCAUUGCUCGUAUUUCUGUUGUCCGUGACAGUCUGAUUACACAGAGCUGCAUUUUGCCAUGCUGUAAACGUAACUAAUGAGGACGGAUUUUAGCAAUAGCAUCGAGGCUACUUGUGGUUGUUCCAUGUAAACAUGAAAAUCUUUCCUUCAUUUCAGAAAUAAAAAGCAAAGGAGCACAUUCAGUGUGCUGCG